AUGGAUCCCUGCCACGAGAAAUCCGGUUCGACGGCAUCCUCGGCGAACGUCAGAAACAGCAUCGAGCAACAAAACGAGCCGCGUGAAAAUGAUGACAAUGAGAGACCCGAGGAAAGGGCCCAACAACAUCUAACGACAUUCAGGCUUGUUGGUGUUAUGUCAGGAUUAAGCUUUGCUGUCUUCUGUAUGGCGUUGGACAACACAAUCAUGGCCACCGCAAUUCCGAAGAUCACCGAUCAAUUCCAUUCUUCGCAGGACAUUGGCUGGUAUGGGAGUAGUUAUCUCUUGACGAAUUCCUGUCUAACCAUUUCGUUUGGGAAGCUCUAUACCUUGUAUCCUGUCAAAUGGAUCUAUCUCGUUGCCCUAGCGCUUUUUGAGAUAGGGUCAUUGGUUUGCGGCUUCACCCCCAACUCCGUGGGCUUAAUCAUUGGGCGUGCGAUCACCGGUUUGGGGUCCGCGGGAUUGUUUUCGGGAGCAAUCACUGUAAUUUCUCAAAGCAUGCCUCUGCAGCGAAGGCUGCUAUGUAUUUCUCUUAUCAUGGGCCUUUUUGGCGUUGCUGAUGUAGCUGGUCCUCUUAUUGGCGGUGUAUUCACUGAUUAUCUCACUUGGAGAUGGUGCUUCUAUAUCAAUCUUCCCUUUGGUGGACUGACGGCGUUGGCCAUCGUUUUCCUUCUCGAGGCACAACAGCCCGUUAAACAAGCAAGAGGGGUCAAGUGUCUUCUAUCGCACCUCGACCUGGUCGGUCUACUCUUCCUUUUUCCAGCUGUUAUAUGCCUUUUGCUGGUACUGUCGUGGGGGGGUGCAGAUUAUCCUUGGGGUGACCGGCGCAUCAUCGGCCUGAUUGUGGGAUUUGCCGCCUUGAUGUCGAUAUUUAUUGUCGUGCAGUGGUGGAGACAGGACAAGGCCACAAUACCUCCCCGGUUGAUCAAGAAGAGAGAUAUCUGGGGCACCUGCAUAUUCAGCUUUUGUAUCACUGGUGCAAUGAUGGCUUUUACCUACCAUCUUCCUAUAUGGUUCCAGAGUGUCAAGGGUGUCUCCGCGACAAAGUCUGGUCUGAUGAGUCUCCCUACAAUUCUAGGAAUGACGAUUUGUACUAUCCUUUCCGCCGUAUUGGUUGGCAAAAUUGGGUACUAUGCUCCAUUUAUGUAUGCUGCCCCCGUUGUAUCUGUAAUCGGCGCUGGUCUACUUUCCACCUUGAAAGUUGAUAGUGGGCCUGCGCAAUGGAUUGGCUACCAGGUCCCUUUCGGAAUUGGACUGGGUAUAGGGUUAUCGCAACCCAUGGUCGUUGUUCAGACUGUACUCGAGCCAGAUGAUAUCCCCCUUGCCAUCGCAAUCACCGCCUUUAUGGAGUCGCUUGGGGGAUCGGUUGCUAUUUCAGUGGCACAGAGCGUGUUCCGGAGCCAACUUGUGAAGCAUAUGGCGCUGGAAGCUCCCCGGAUCAACGCACAUGAGAAUAGUACAACUGGAAUGACCACACUUCGGGACACUGUACCGCCGGAAAUGCUGAACGGUGUACUGAGAGCCUAUAACUCAGCUAUUACCCAGGCGUUGUAUGUUGGAGUUGCUCUUUCGUCACUAGCAAUCGUUGGGGCUUUGUCAAUUCGGUGGAUUUCAGUGAAGGGGAAGAAGACGGAGGCUUAG
Molecule: messenger RNA, 1641 nt
Organism: Aspergillus nomiae NRRL 13137
Lineage: Eukaryota; Fungi; Ascomycota; Eurotiomycetes; Eurotiales; Aspergillaceae
Product: MDR family MFS transporter
Exons: 3
Coding region: 1-1641 (546 amino acids)
Biological process (GO): transmembrane transport
Molecular function (GO): transmembrane transporter activity
Source: RefSeq, a predicted model, not a curated record